Perkinsus marinus ATCC 50983 is the source of this 1601-nucleotide messenger RNA. RefSeq lists its product as hypothetical. The transcript is spliced from 9 exons. The record is from RefSeq and is a predicted model, not a curated record. Bases 36 to 1601 code for a protein of 521 amino acids. Lineage: Eukaryota; Perkinsozoa; Perkinsida; Perkinsidae. Gene Ontology annotation, molecular function: protein binding.
CUAUCAGUUAUCGUAUCCUGUAUUCGAGUCCGGAGAUGCAGUCUAUGACUCGACUCGAAUCGUUGCAACUGGGCUUGGACAUGCAUGAGCGCCCAGAUGGUGAGGAAGAAUUUCCUCCAACAUUUUGGGAAUCCGAAUCACAUACUAGUGAAUAUCGGAUUCGUCGCGGAGGGUAUGUGAAGAACAUGGCGAGAUUUGAAUGGUUGAGAGGUCCUGAAAAUGGUGGGCAAGAACAGCGGAGCGAAGCUGAGCGGGAGAAGUGCUCGAGGAGUGGUAUGAUAUUGAAUUAUGCAAAUGGGGAAGUAUUCAGUGAUGGUCUUAGCUGGAAGGCGAUAGUGAGGCAUCUGUCUACUGAGGUCCCGACUACUCCUGUGUUGGCUUUGCGUGAUCACGACGAUGAGGUUCUCUACGCUGAGUUCAGUCCGUGUGGGAAAUUCGUUGCAACAGCAAGUCGGGACGGAUCAUGCGCUGUUUAUGCGCUGUUCGAUCCCCUCACGGACGAUCCAGCCGAUAUUGAUUUCGAUCGAACAGUAUGUUAUGACUUCCUGGACUUAUCACAGUCGUCUCCCGGGUUACCGCAAGUGAUGAUGGACACUUCUACUUGGAGUUGGGCUCGGGACCGAUCGAUGGCCACUCGAAUGCUAUGUCGAUUACAUUGCGGAUCUGCGAUGCAGACCCGCGGGGCCUCUCAGGACUCCACGGAGAAGCUUUACCCCGGCCGAAUCACAUGGGCGCCAGAUUCAAGUUCGCUGUUGAUUGCCUCGACUGGACCUGGCUUCUGGGUCGACUUGAAAGCCUUGCUGGUGGGCCGUGGACCACCGAGACUUAUCAGUGUAGUUCCGCAAGCCCUUGGAGACGUGUACGGCGGUUUUAUGUUUUAUCCGCCUCGUGAUGGUAAUUGUGGCAUCAACGUUGAGGAUUUCGAAGGAAGAAUUCCCCUAGAUGAUCGACUGUGUAUAGUGUCGAGUAGCCGUAUAGUGCCAGCGAUCGAUCGUGAGACUGGUGUUGCGAGUCUUACCCAACGCUUUGAGAUUCACGCCAGAGGAGCUACUGAGCUAACAGCGAGGUCUUCGUCGUCGCCGGCCGCUGUCUUUGACGUCAAUCUCGGUCGACAAGCUUUGAUAAGAGCGAUAUCAGUUGAUGCUGAGCGGGAGCUCAUGGUUGGUCUCACCGGAACUAAACUGACCAUUAUGGAUCAAGUUGUCCUAAUCGACCUCAAACAUGGCAUGUCCAUAAGCGAACCAUUACCGAAAAGUACGCGGUUUCCUGUGAGACUGUCUUCUCCCGCAGUGAAAAUAAUAGAUUUCUCUCAUAGUGCAUGUUGUUUAGCAUGUCGACUUACUCCUUCUGGCCAGGGACUGCUCAUCAACUUGAGAAAAUUUGCCAACCAAGAUUUGACCGAGCGUUUUUAUGAGGACCCAUCGGCACUACCAAGCUUAGCACCAGACCUUGACAUAAACAUGGAAGCAGUGCUCCUACCCGUUUCACUUGACAACGAUGGUCCCGCUAGUGUAGAUCGUCAAGGAGUUAUUGUGAUGAAAGGGCAUCAUGCGUAUACUACUAAGAGUAGUCCUUUUAUGAUAAUGCCUGAUGGUAAGUGA